Mesorhabditis spiculigera is the source of this 2013-nucleotide messenger RNA. Lineage: Eukaryota; Metazoa; Nematoda; Chromadorea; Rhabditida; Rhabditidae. The record is from the annotation of a GenBank genome assembly.
AUGCCAACACAAGACGAGAAAAAGUUGCCGCGCGCCCUCUUUGUCGCCAAAAAUAACGUUAUGGCCAAGCGGAUAUCGGCUCUUCUUUCCAAAGACAAAGCUGUAUGGCGCGAUGGUCCGUCACCAUUCAACAAGAUAUACUCGUUCAGUAUGCAUUUUCAAGGAAGGGAAACGCUGAUUUCCGUCACCUCGGUGAGCGGCCAUCUGAUGUGCCCCACGUUUGGCUACAAGCUGAAGGAAUGGCAUGAGAGCACGACCGAAAAGCUAUUCAACGCACCGCUGCUAUAUUGGAGAAAAGAGAAAGUGGCCCAGAACCUCAAAGAUGAAGCUGCGAAUUCCAAUGUGCUGGUGAUUUUGACGGAGUGCGAUCGUGAGGGCGAGAAUAUUGGGGCUCAGAUCAAGAUCGUGUGCCAGGAGGCAAACCCCAAUAUCCAUGUUUUCCGGGCCAAAUUUUCCGCGGUCACAACCGAGUCACUGGAAAGGGCGCUGGAAAACCUUCAUUCCCUAGACGAAAAUAUAGUCGACGCCGUCAAUUGUCGGAUGGAAUUCGAUUUGCGGAUCGGCAGUGCAUUCUCGCGCCUUCAAACGCUCUACUAUCGAAGAUAUUUCCCGGCGCAGUUUCCCCCUGAUGAUCCUAAAGUAAUCUCCUACGGCAGCUGUCAAUUCCCGACGCUUGGCUUUGUUGUGGAGAGGGAGAAGGCCAUUCAACAGUUCAUUGCCAGGUCAUUUUGGAUGCCCCAGCUUGACCACGUCAAGGAUGGCGUUAAAACGGAAUUCACCUGGAAUGGCAAGCCUCAAUUCAACGCCGUCAAGGCCCGGCGCUUCUACACGAAUGCCCGGACGGCUGCCCGGGCGAUCGUCGAAAUGGUCUACACUUACCCGACGACCAAACCGCGGCCGUCGGCCCUAAAUAAGGCAGACCUUCAAAAAUUGGCCAUAAAGCAACUCGGGAUGACUGCGCAUGAAGUUACGGCCGUCGCCGAGCAGCUAUAUCUUCGCGGCCUCAUCUCCAAUCCAAAGACGAAUACGAACAUUUUCCACAAGGGAAUGGAACUCAAUAGCGUCUUGGCAUUGUUGGUUAGCGACACCUCUUGGGGAGCGUUUGCACAGAAAAUCGUCGACGAUGGCGGUGCAAUGCCGAGAAAGGAGUCACAAAAUGACGGCGUUCAUCCCCCGAUUCACCCGCUCAGAUUGGCCACCAGGGACGAAUUCUCUUGCGAGGUUGAGUGGCGCGUCUACGAGCUCGUCGCCCGUCAUUUUCUCGCAUGUUGCAGCAAAGAUGCGAAAGGCCAAGAAACCAGGGUUACGAUCCGACUGGGCGAGGAGAACUUCACGGCCACGGGCCUGCACGUCGACGAUCGGGGCUAUUUGGAGAUCUAUCCCUACGAGAAUUGGGACGAGAAAAGCAUUGGAAAGUACGACCACGGCGAAACUAUCACCGACUAUCAAAUCCAAAUGAUCGAGUCAAAAAUGGAGCCUCCGCCCUUGUUGACUGAAGCCGAUUUGGUCACGCUAAUGGAUGAGAAUGGAAUCGGAACAAGUGCCACUCAUUCUCAGCACAUUCAGACGAUCAAAAAUCGCGAAUACGUGAUGCUCGACGGCAAUCAGAAUUUGUGCAGCACUGUGUUGGGCCGAUCGCUCGUUGAGGCUUAUGAAAAUAUGGGUCUUCCGAUGGCAAGCCCUGGAUUGCACGCCGAUUUCGAGAGGCAGCUGGUGAAGAUUUGCGAGGGAAAGAGGACCAAGGAGCAGGUGCUGAGCGAAUAUCUGGCGAUGUAUCGGCGGAUGUUCCGCGUGGCUGAGGAGCAGAUCCACGAAUUUGGUGCCGCAUUUUAUAGGAAUACUACAUUGGACCAGAUCAAAAUGGAGAUUCCCGAAAUCAUCGACGACAAAUCCUUGGAGAAUGAUGAGAAUCGAAACUGGAUUCAAUUUUCCUCCCUCGACAGCAAUGACACAAAACCGCCAUUCCCCAAUUCGAGCAGCCAACAGGAUACCGACCUCGAUCUGAACUGGCAA